This is a messenger RNA of Arabidopsis lyrata subsp. lyrata, 709 nucleotides long. RefSeq lists its product as uncharacterized. Lineage: Eukaryota; Viridiplantae; Streptophyta; Magnoliopsida; Brassicales; Brassicaceae. The record is from RefSeq and is a predicted model, not a curated record.
AACUAGAGCCGCAUGAUGUGUCAAUCACAAAACGAAAACAGAUUAACCGUCUCGGCGACCGGUUUAGCCUUUGGCAGUGUUCACCAAGCAAAUGCGAAUCACAUCAAUCGCUGCUUUUACUUUUCUAUCAAUUCCAUAUCGAAUCAUCAUCAAAGUCAAGCAAUCCUCAGAGAAGAGAUCCAGAAGAACCCUAGACCAGUAGUAUUGAGCAUCAAAUCAAUGGCUAGUAGCUGGAGAAGAUCAAUAGGGAACGUGAGGUCUUUCAUCGGAAAUUCCAUGGGAGGUCUUAGAGGAGGUCAGAGUGCCGCUUCUUGGGUCGUCGCCGGAACUAUUGCCUACUUUCUCUGGAUUAAGCCAGCUCAAGAUCUUAAAAAGGAACAAGUGGCUCGGGCAGCUCUUGCAAUGUCUGAUCCAAACCAAUACGUUGAGAAAAGGAAACCAAUCGCUGAUCCUCAGGUUACUGGUUUGAUUUAUGGAAACAAGAACAGAACUGAUAAACCACAGGAUUGAAUUUUUCUGUAAGUUUGAAACAUCUGGUUGUAAGUUAGCUUCUACAGUUUUGUUCCUAUAGCUAAAGAUCAUGUAUAGACACUAUAGUUGUCACUUACAACGAAUAAAAGAUGGAAACUUUUUUUUCUUACCAAACCAUCUGUGAAGGAUUUUAUGUGCAUUGUGAGAUUAAGAAUGGAUCUGAAAGUUCGUUUUGACU